Penicillium lagena is the source of this 2043-nucleotide messenger RNA. Its product is annotated as mediator of RNA polymerase II transcription subunit 17. NCBI's taxonomy places the organism in Eukaryota, Fungi, Ascomycota, Eurotiomycetes, Eurotiales, Aspergillaceae. The annotation marks the transcript as partial. The transcript has 3 exons. The record is from RefSeq and is a predicted model, not a curated record. Gene Ontology annotation, molecular function: transcription coregulator activity. Gene Ontology annotation, cellular component: mediator complex; core mediator complex. Gene Ontology annotation, biological process: regulation of transcription by RNA polymerase II.
UAUCACGUGACUGGUCACCGCGACUUCAGCGCGCCGUCCGCCUGCCUUGCCCCGUUCAGUUCGAUCGCCCGGAGCCCCAAAGACAACCAAUGCAGCGGCGGAGAUUGGCACUCCACUUCGACCAUGGCCAAUUCCUUUACUCUCCCUUUGCGUCCAUUGCUCGAGAAGAACGACCGGUCCGACUCCUUGUCGGCUGAGAUCGCCCAGAUCAACAACCAGUGGGGUUCCUUUCGAGAUGUAAAUGAAGAGAUCCUGCGAACCGAGAUUGCCAAGGAGAAGGAGCAGGAUGGUUCCCAGGAUGAUGAGGGGGCAGGAGAGGCCGACACGACCGAACGCCUAGAGCAGUUAUACAAACGGCGAGCAGAAAUCACGAAGUUUGCCAUGCAAGCGCACAUGGAAACCAUGUUUGCCCUAGAUUUUGUUUCCCUUGUCCUCUCCAAACACGCCCCGCGCCAGGCUGAGACGUCCAUGUCCGCCUACCUGAAACAGGUCGCUCCGCUUGGUUCGCUGAGUUCCGAGGUCGUCACACCUCCUCCCAAGCCGGAAUCCGCAAAGAAAGAUAUCUCGGUCAUCUCCCGCGGGUGGAGAAUCCAAAACUUCAACUCGGCUGCGAAUAAACUGCUGAGCGCCGCCUCUCGACUCGAGACGGAAGUCGCCUCGGAGGCGCGAUACUGGAAUGAGGUGCUAGAGGUUAAGAACAAAGGAUGGAAGAUAUGCCGUCUGCCCAGGGAAAGGCAAUCACUAGGCGUGCAAUAUGGCUUCUUAGAAGCUACUCCAAUCUUCCGUGAUCGUGGACUAGCUUGCCUACGACGAGCCGAUGAUGGAGGAUUGAUACUGGACAGAGGAUUGGUUCCGUCUAAACCCCGGCUGGUCCGCGUUCAAGUCAAGCGGCAUGAUCAAAUCGUUAGCUGCUCUACGCUGCCGCGCCCUACAUCGAAUGAUCCAGAGUCGAUUGAGCGUCGCAUUCUGCAAGCGCGUGACACCGUAUUUGAGGAGGAGCUGUUCCACGAACUAGUCCGAGAAGCUCGGCCAAUGGCCACGCACGGCGUGACGACUCGCCAGAACCUCAUUCGUAUCCCCACCUCGGAGGAUCAUGAAAUUCUGAUCGAUCUGGUGGAUGCCAACGACGAUCGUCUUCAGUCCAACCUCUCUCAUUCUCAACAAGACCUCUUGCUUGCGGAUGCCCUAGCCCUCUCUAUUCGUAUCCUGCUGUCCUACGCCCAUCGUCAGAAUCUCCGGCGUCGGACCCAGGCCCCGCCGCCGCUGACUCCGAAGCGACGACCCAUCCCAGAAUAUCAUCUUUUACGUCCGGCCAUCGCUUAUUUCCAGCACAUGUCACAUGUCCGAUGGCUCGAAACAUUCUUCAAGGACAUUUUUGGCGUCUUGCAAGCAGCUGGUCUCGAUUCUGCCCGAUACAUUGCCGAUUUAGCUUCCACAUGGAAGCCAGCGAAUGCGUCUCGUGCUGAAGCCCCUGUUGAGGCAUUUGUCGAGAAGUUUCUUACGCCCCUGGAAUCUACGUUCAGCGGGAGUCUACUCACGCCUCAGGGUUCUUUUAUUGUCACCAUCAGAACCAAUCUUGCCUCGCCACCAUUCGGUACCAACUUUGAGGUGUCUUGCAAUAUGCCGAAAUACGCCGACCUCAAAUCACCCGGUCGCAUUGCCUCAAAGGACGAGGUCGAGGCUGCCAUAACCCAUCUCCUGAUGCUCGAUAUCGUCUUUACUAUCGCUUCCCACGCACAGCCAACACCGAAGCCUGUGCAAGACUUAAAAGAGUCAGAAACAUGGGAUGUGGUGUAUCCGCAUCUGGGCGAGUUGAUAAUGCCAUCCUCUAACCCAGAAAGGCACACCAAGAUGAAGGUCGUGCUGUCCCGUUCCGAACUUUCUCUCGAAGCCUACACCGUGUGCAACAUUGAUGGUAUCGGCCGAGGGAGAUGGGAAUUCCGUUCGGAAGGCUCAAAAUCUCGGACCUGGAAAUCCAGUGUGUCGCUGGAUCAGCCUGCGCUGAUGGACUUUAUUGCUGCCGAGUCGUCUUGCGAUAAAUGA